This is a messenger RNA of Hydra vulgaris (swiftwater hydra), 3726 nucleotides long. RefSeq names its product transient receptor potential cation channel subfamily M member 1. Gene Ontology annotation, biological process: monoatomic cation transmembrane transport; metal ion transport. NCBI's taxonomy places the organism in Eukaryota, Metazoa, Cnidaria, Hydrozoa, Anthoathecata, Hydridae. Gene Ontology annotation, molecular function: monoatomic cation channel activity. The record is from RefSeq and is a predicted model, not a curated record. Gene Ontology annotation, cellular component: plasma membrane.
ACAUUUGUGUGAUCUCGUGACAAAAUGAAUAGGGCGAAAUACGUAACAUAUUUUUGUACAUUUAAAUUUAAUUUGAUUUUAUAAUUUUUAAGAAACUUAUCUGUACUAAUAAAUACUAAUCUAUGAUCAGCCAUGGCUGAUAUUAAUAUAAAUGUAAAUAAUAACACACAAAUGAAUAUUCAACCAACAAACCAAAUUGAUAAAUGGAUAUCAAAGCACAUAAAAAUACUAGAUGAAAACAAAUUUCUAGUUAAAACAAAUUCCUUUGGGCAAGUUUUAUUCAAAGGUGCUACAAGGAGAGCAAUCGCUAAGUUUGCAAGAUUAGAUGUAAACACAAAUCCAGCUGAUAUUUUUAAACUUCUUGUUGAUGUUUGGCAGUUAGAGCAGCCAAGGUUAUUGAUAUCUGUUACUGGAGGAGCAAAAAGCUUUACUUUAGCUCCUGCACUUAAAUACCAAUUCACUGAUGGACUCUUAAAGGUUGCAAAAACACCUGGAGCUUGGGUUAUAACUGGUGGAACAAACACUGGUGUCAUGAAACAUGUUGGUGAAGCAUUGCAUGGAUCUUCUAAAGCAUGUAUAGGGAUUGCAACAUGGGGGAUUGUUACAAAUGCAAAAAAAUUGAUAAACCUUGAUAACACUCAAACAUAUAGUAGCAAAUUAUACAGUGCCAAUACAGAAUAUCAAGUUGCUUGCAGUUUAGUGCAACCAGGAGCAUUUUUAGACCAUAAUCAUACUCACCAUUUAUUAGUUGAUGAUGGUUCUGUUGGACGCUUUGGUGUAGAAAUACCUUUAAGAUCAAGACUAGAAGAAUAUAUUAUGAAAACUGGAGUUCCAUCAGUUCUAAUGGUUGUGGAGGGUGGUCCAGGUUCACUAAGCACAGUUCGUGAGGCUAUUUCUAAAAGCCCUGCUUUAUCUGUACUAAUUAUUGUUGAUAGUGGUCGUGCUGCAGAUUUGUUAGCUUAUGCCUAUAGUUUAAACAACCUCAGCUGCAUAUUUAAUGAGAAAAAUAUUAACGAACUAUUACUAGAAAAAAUUCCAGAAUAUCUUCCUGAGCUUAACACAAAAGAAAAACAAGUAUCAGCUUAUAAAGAGGUUUUGGAAUGCAUGAGCAAAAAAGAGUUUAUCACAUUAUUUCGAAUGUCUGAAAAAAGAGGGGUAGAUGAGGCAAUUUUAAAAGCCCUUUUGAAAGGAAAUCAAGGUAAAGGAAAUGAAUUGUCACUGUAUAGUCAGUUAAAGUUAACACUAUUGUGGGAUCGAGCUGAUCUUGCAAAGGAAUGCAUUUCACUUAGAAGCCAAGUUGUAGUCAAGGAAGAGGAAAAAGAUUUAAAUUCAGCUAUGAUUAUGGCUUUAGCAAUGAAUCGUGUUGAAUUUGUAAAAUUGUUUCUCAGUUAUGGAAUCAGUAUUCAAUCUCUUUUAACACCAAAGGUUCUAGAAUUUCUUUAUGGUUAUCAUUGCAACAAUUCUCAUUCAAUCAUACAAUAUGUGUUGAAAAAGGUAGAAUAUGAACCAGCUUCUGGAGAUUUUAAAGAUGUUAUGGAGCUGCUCUGCAGCUAUGAAAAGUACAAUUCAAAAAGUAUUCUGUUACCUUUAAACAAAAUAAAAAGUGUUAUAAAUGAAGCUUGCUCUAUCUUUAAAAAAUCUAAAAGUGAUCAGUUCAUUGAGGGAAAAUCUACUGAUCCAGAAUUCCACUUUCCAUAUAAAGAACUUUUUUUCUUUGCUGUUCUCAGCAACAUGCAUGAAAUGGCAUUAUACCUCUGGAGAUUCGAAGAGGAUAGUUUAGAAAAAGCUUUUUUUGGAAUGCAAAUCAACAACUAUUUAGUUGGUGUAGCCCAAAAAAAUGAUUUACCAGGUGAUAUUGCUCAAGGAUUGAAACAAAAUGCAUUAGAAUUUCAAACAUUAUGCACUGAUUUAUUGGAUGAGUGUUAUCGCACAGAUAGAACAAAAACUGAACAAUUAAUCACUUGCGAUUCAAAACAGUUCAAUUCUCACACAUGCUUAAGUCUGGCUUACUUGAGUGACCACAAAGAUUUCAUUUCUCAUAAAGCUGUCCAAACAUUAAUGAAUGAUUUUUGGACUGGUGAUAUUAAAAAUACAGAUAUUUCUCGAUGGCAGUUUUUAAUUGCUUUUUUGUUUCCGCCCUAUAUUGCUUUCUUUAGUUUUUAUCACAAAUCAGACUAUACAAUUAUUGAUGUUUCAGACAAUGACUUAACUCUAGAAAGUGCUGAAUUACAAGAUUUAAAAGAUAAAGAAGUAUGUGAAACAGAUAUGACUACAGAAAAUUUAAACUAUCGUCUAGUGUCAGAUUCACAAUCAGUCAAUGACUUUAGUGCAAUUAAUGCAUCAGCAAAAAAAGUGGAGAAAGUUAAAUAUUUAUCUAAAAUAAUGAAGUUUUAUUUCUACACUCCUGUAAUAAAGUUCUUAUCAAAUUUGAUCGGUUAUUUACUUUUUUUGUGCUUGUUCUCUUAUGUUGCUAUGGUAAAAAAAGAGGAUAAACCAUCUAUAGCUGAAUGGUUUCUAGUUGUUUACAUUGUCUCUCUUGCUAUAGAAGAAUUGCGUCAAAUAGUUCAAGAUGAAGCUCUAACUCUAGAAGGAAAAAUAGCUAGCUGGUGGUCAAGUAAUUGGAACAAGUUAGAUGCAGUAGCACUUAGCUUAUUUUUUGUUGCAUUAGCACUUCGUUUCAGCCCUAACACAAUUGAUGCCGCUCAUGUUUUGUAUGCUAUUAAUGGUGGUAUGUGGGUGUUUCGUCUCUUAAAUGUGUUUUAUAUUGAUGAAGUAUUGGGUCCUUAUGUGGUUAUGAUUUUUAAAAUGUUUAUUGAUAUGUGUAGUUUCCUAUUGAUUCUAUUUGUAUUUCUUGUGGCUUAUGGUGUAUCAUCUGCUGCAAUUCUAACACCACAAACUGGUGGUCCUAAGAUGAUCAUCGAUGCAAUGUUUCAUCCGUAUUUUAAUAUUUACGGAGAAUUGUUUAUUGAUCGUGAUCCUUCUGACUCAAAUACAACUCGAUUUGGAACAGAGUUUCACAACAAAUAUGCUGAACCUCUUGCUUGGGUUCUUCUUGGGUUCUAUCUUUUAAUUGCAAAUGUUCUGUUACUCAAUCUUUUAAUUGCCAUAUUCAAUAACACCUAUGAAGAAGUACAAGCUAAUGCAGAACAAAUAGGGAAAUUCGAGCGCUACAGUUUAAUACUAGAGUAUGCUACGCGACCACCACUAAUUCCUCCAUUUAUACUUUUGUGUCAUUUUUAUAUGCUUGUGAAUUUUUUUAAAGAUUUGUAUCUUGGCAAAACCUCUUUGCAAGAAAAGAAUUUAAAACGUAUUCUGACAGAUAGAGAGCUUGAUGAAGUAAUUGAGUUUGAAAAUGAAUGCAAGUCUCAACUUAUAAGAAAAUAUGAAGCUAAAAAAAAGACAAAUCGAGAUGAAAAAAUAGAUAUUUUUCAUAGUUUAAUGACAAAAAUGGAUGAGCUGAUAAAUAAAAAAUAGGUUGUGAAUUUAUAACAUUAUAACACUAUAUGUAUUUUUCGACAUUUGAAUUUAUAUAAUUUUUUCUAAUCUAUAAAUUUCAGAUUUUUUUAUAUGUAGUUUAUUAUGUUUUGAAUUAUUUUUUUAAUUUUAUUUUUAUAUUGGUACAAAAAAGGACAAUAUAUAGUAAAAUAUAUAUUUUUUGUAAUUAUAGAUGUAAAAUAUAAUUUCUUAUUAUCAUAAAAUGAAUGUUAAUUAAAGGUUUGUUGAAAA